AUGGCGCCUGAUGGCGUGAGGCAUACGGUAGUGACGCCUGAUGACCAUGGGCCCAUCAUCCAGAUCGUGGCCUGGUUUGCCAUGGUGGUAAUGAUUCUGGCGACCACGCUGAGGCUGUCUGUCCGAUACUUGACAUCUCACAUCCCGGGUAUAGACGAUGCGAUUGUUGUAGGCUCAAUGCUUGUCAAUAUCGCCGGCGUCAUAGCGAUAUCCCUUGCCGUCACUCAAGGCUUGGGGAAACGCGAGUCGAAACUGAGUGAACAGCAGGUAUCAAGGGCCGGACAGGAUGUGUUUGUCUCGUCCAUAAUGUAUAUUCUGGCCGUUUCUCUGGCAAAGAUCUCGACUCUCAGCUUUAUUGAGAGAGUGGUGCCGGCCAACAAGUACAGACGCGAGAUCAAGGGAUCCCUGGUCUUCUUGCUGGCGUGGAUGGUGAUAUCAAUCAUUGUGUAUGGCUGUCAAUGUGGUUCCUCCGCGCCUUGGAAGCCCCAUUCUGAAGCAAAAUGUUUCAAUAUAGUUGCGUUCUGGUCUGCUGCCACAGGUAUAGACGUACUAACUGACAUCUGCCUGAUCUUCGUCCCGGGAUGGAUCGUAUGGGACCUCCACAUGAAUAAAACACAGAAAAGAAUCGUCUUUGGCGUGUUUGCCAGUCGAGGAGUGGUCAUCGCCGCCUGUAUCCUUAGAGCAACAUAUCUCAAAGAUAUAGACGGCUCGGGGGAUCCAAUGUUCGACAGUGUUCCCUACCACGUCGCGACUCAGUGUCAUGCAAUGCUAAAUACCAUCAUAACCUGUCUUCCGGGCUUCAAGCCGUUCAUGGACCGGGCAAAUACUGGUUUGCUUAGCAUCUCCUUUAAAAGUCGCCUGGCCGGCGGAGUGUACGACAAGACGUUCACCGAAUAUGCUAUGACGAGCCUAAGAAGGGUCGUCCAUCCGCACGGAAUAGGGAACUCAGGAGCACGACCGCUCAAGAGUGUCAAGGGUUCGCUACAGAACAAGUUUGCCGGUGCACAGAGAUCAUUUCGGCCAGAUGAAUAUAGCCAGCAUGCCGAUGUUUUCUCUGAGAGCAGGAUACUCAACGACAGCCGAUCUCAGACUGAAGAGGAUAGAUCUGACAGGCUCAUCAUCCGAUAUACAACAGACUGGACUGUCCGGGUACAGGACGAAGGAGCACGGUCAAAUUCAGAUGCAACAAGCAGCCGGUAG
Molecule: messenger RNA, 1200 nt
Organism: Microsporum canis CBS 113480
Lineage: Eukaryota; Fungi; Ascomycota; Eurotiomycetes; Onygenales; Arthrodermataceae
Exons: 5
Coding region: 1-1200 (399 amino acids)
Source: RefSeq, a predicted model, not a curated record